Messenger RNA from Durotheca rogersii, 2534 nucleotides. RefSeq lists its product as uncharacterized. The transcript has a single exon. The record is from RefSeq and is a predicted model, not a curated record. NCBI's taxonomy places the organism in Eukaryota, Fungi, Ascomycota, Sordariomycetes, Xylariales, Xylariaceae. The coding region runs from base 452 to 2302 and encodes 616 amino acids.
CCCUUUUUUACCAUCCAACCUCACCCUCCUCUCUCGACUUUCCCCCGACAGGAUCGUCCCUCCUCGCUACCGUGCACAUCCCGAUUGACGAUCGACAUCCGCUUCGGCUUCAAUCUCUAUUCGUCCAGAACUCUCCCCGAUCGAGCCACCACCACUGCGCCCUUCGCGUCUUCCCGUCGCAGCUCUAAAGAGACGGAUCGAUCUACGAUCUCCCAUCGCCUAACCGAUCGCGUGCUCAAUCGACUCUACCGAUUGGUCUAGCGAGGCGACACGGCAUCCGAACCCGCCAAGUUCACGUCUGAACAAAUCCUGCCCUCUUCGAGUCUUCAAGACGCAUAUCGACCCUCUUCGCCCCGUCCCGUUCGAGACUCCGGUUCGAGAUCGCAGCUACACCACCACCACCACCACCACCACCACCACCACCACCACACCCUCAGCGCCGCCCGUAUUCAUGGUCUCGCAGCCCGACCCGUCGACUCUCACCCACCGCGGCCCCUCCUCCGUCGUAUCGGCGCGCUACUCCUCCCUCUCGUCCCGCCCCCACACCUCGUUGCGCAGCAAGCGGUACAACCGCUCCCACGCGGGCGGGGGCUCGUACGUGCCCCAGAACGAGUUCCCCAUCUUUAGCCACUCUGGCGAUGUCGAGAUCGUCAUCCGCGCCGGCGGCCGUGAGAACCGCUACCUGCUGCAUCGCCACACCCUGACGCGAUGUUCUGGCUUCUUCGAGGCCAGCACCAGCCGCCAGUGGUCCAAGGCCAGCUUUAUCCCCGCGUCGCAGCCGCUCCCGCCGUUGCCACCGCCCUCGCCGCCCGAGGUCUCCUCGAGGGAGCUCGCGAGGAUAGGCGAGGGGUACUACGCCAACGCCAACAACAACAGCAAUACCGGUAGCGAGGACGACGCUAGUGAGCUCGCGGCUAGGCACGGUGCGGACUCCCCCGUGCCACGCAGGCGCUGGCGCUACGAAUUAGACCCCGGCGACGGCCGGGAUGACAUACCGAUGCUCGUGCAGAAGGACGCCAGCGAGUCCAUGCAACACAGCUCUUCUACCUCCUCCAUAUUCGGCGGCGGGGGCCCCGCCUCCCACACGACCGCCGCGCGCAGGACCGGCGGUGGACAUUCGCACUCGCACUCAACAGGGUCGUUCUUCCGGUCUGUCGCGAACUUAUCCCUCGCGCCGGCCAAGUCGGAGCCGCCGCCGCCGCCGCCGCCCCUGUCGCAAGAGGACGCGGACCUGCUGCGGGACUACGACAACCUGUUCCGCAUCUUCUACAACUACCCACCCGUGCUGGACGGAGUCAACAUCGCGGACGCCUACGUGCAAUGCAAAUCGCUCCUGACGCUGGCGGACCAGUACGACGCGCUCGCGGUGGUCGGGCCGCGGGUCGACCACCACCUGCUGCAGUUCCGCGGGCGGCUGUGGCGGCAGGUGGCCAAGUACCCGGUCAGCUACCUGCGGCUGGGCUUCCUCAGCCGCAGCAAGGUCAUCUUCCAGGAGGCGCUGAUCCACGUCGUCGGGCAGUGGCCCGCGGGCGAGCGCAGCAUCCGCCAGUCGCUGCCGGUCUCCGUACUCGACCUCAUCGAGGACAAGGUCGACGAGCUCGCCGAGGCGGUCGCGCGCGCCGAGGCCCGCCUCUUCCGCCUCAGCCUCGCCGACGCGCGGGGCGCCCGCGUCACGCCGGCCUCCUCGUACCUCGACUGGCUCGCCGUCUCGUUCUUCCGCCAAUGGCUCGUCGACAACACCUCACCUCCACCACCAUCGCCGCCGCCGCCGCUAGCCCCGUCGCAGUCGCAUCAUUUGUCGUCACGGAGGCACUCGUCCUCGCGUGCCGGCAACAACAACAGUAGCGGUAGCAACGACGACGACGUGUCGUCGACCUCGUUCGCGGCGCGCGCGAGCACGGCGAUCAUGGUGGCAUCGACGACGGCGGCGCCGAACCUGGCGAGCCUGGGACGGACGUAUCGGAUCCUGGGGAGCGGCAGCGGGGGCGGCGGCUACCUGGGCCACGACGAGUGCAAGCGGUUCCUCAAGCUGACGCCGGAGCUGUACUCGCGGGAGAACCUGCGGCGGUUCGAGAAGCGGAUCGACGAGCUCAAGGGCGCGGCGCGGGAGAUCGUGCGGCCGCUGAUGGGCAGCGGGCUCGAGCUCGAGACGGAGCGGUGCGGGCCAGCGAGCGCGGGAGCGGUCACGACGACGGCGGCGGGGCGAGGGGUGGCGGCAGGAGGAGGAGGAGGAGCGAUGACGAGCUAUUUGACGUGCGUCAGGGUGCUGGAGCGGGAUCUGCCGUGGGAAGUUGAGGAUUAAGAAGGAUGGGAAGAUGGAAGGGAGGAGGCGGGGAGUGAAAGGACAGGAGGAAGACAGGGAGGAAGAGAGACAACAACAUGAGAUCUUACGGGACACGAGAUGAGAUGAGAUGUGAUGUGACGAAAUAAGUAAGGAACGAGCAGCGAAAUGAGACAGAUGGGAUGGGAUGGAAUGGACAUGUAUGUACGGGUUGCUUCUCUUCUUUUUUUUAAUUUUUUUUCUUCCCCUUCCU